This is a messenger RNA of Chrysochloris asiatica (Cape golden mole), 528 nucleotides long. RefSeq names its product dual specificity phosphatase 28 (gene DUSP28). Bases 1 to 528 code for a protein of 175 amino acids. Gene Ontology annotation, cellular component: cytoplasm. The transcript is spliced from 2 exons. The record is from RefSeq and is a predicted model, not a curated record. Lineage: Eukaryota; Metazoa; Chordata; Mammalia; Afrosoricida; Chrysochloridae. Gene Ontology annotation, biological process: protein dephosphorylation. Gene Ontology annotation, molecular function: protein tyrosine/serine/threonine phosphatase activity.
AUGGAGACGGACAGUUCGCCGCCGUACGUGCCCCCACUGUUGGCACGCGUCGCCCCCGCGCUCUUCAUCGGAAGCGCACGCGCCGCGUCCGCGUCGGAGGAGCUGGUGCGCGCGGGGGUAACUCUGUGCAUCAACGUCUCCCGCCAGCAGCCGGGUCCGCGCGCGCCCGGUGUGGCCGCACUACGCGUGCCCGUGUUCGACGAUCCGGCGGAGGACCUGCUGGUGCACCUGGAGUCUACUUGCGCCGCCAUGGAAGACGCGGUGCGCGCCGGCGGUUCUUGUCUCGUCUACUGCAAGAACGGCCGCAGCCGCUCGGCAACCGUCUGCACCGCCUACCUUAUGAGAUACCGCGGCCUUAGCCUGGAGCGGGCCUUCGAGGCAGUGAAGCGUGCCCGUCCUGUAGCUGAACCCAACCCAGGGUUCUGGUCUCAGCUCCAGCAGUAUGAGGACCAGCUCCAAUCGCAGGUGUCUGCAGAGACGGUGAUUCCCAGCAAGGACUACCCCACCGAGCAUGCCGAGUGUGCUUAG